Zymoseptoria tritici IPO323 is the source of this 1947-nucleotide messenger RNA. RefSeq lists its product as uncharacterized. The transcript has a single exon. NCBI's taxonomy places the organism in Eukaryota, Fungi, Ascomycota, Dothideomycetes, Mycosphaerellales, Mycosphaerellaceae. Gene Ontology annotation, biological process: regulation of transcription by RNA polymerase II. Gene Ontology annotation, molecular function: transcription coregulator activity. Bases 1 to 1947 code for a protein of 648 amino acids. The record is from RefSeq and is a predicted model, not a curated record. Gene Ontology annotation, cellular component: mediator complex; core mediator complex.
AUGGCGUCAGCUCCUCUAUCCUUCAAGCCAUGGAGUCUGCAGCCCAACAAUGAAACCUCUCUCCAGGAUGUCCUCGCUCGUGUGGGCAACGAACGAGGUGCGUUCCGUGACAUUUCCGAGGCCUCCUUGAGAGACGAAAUCGCCAAUGGCGUGUCCACGCCCUCUUCCUCCGAGUCUAGCGACGACGAAGACGACAAUGAUGCGCUCUCGAGACCAUCCCGACCGAAGGCGACUACCCGCCAGGAACUCUUCGCUGCCCGCGCCGAAAUGUUGAGUGAAGUCCAAUCCGCUCAGAACGAGAUUCUGCUGGCAUUGGACUUUGUCUCACUCUUGGAAUCCUCGCAUGCACCACAGCAAGCUGGCGUGACUGUUUCUCAAGCGCUGAAGGCAGUCGCGCCGCUUGGUACGCUGGGCACGGAUAUCUGGCACCGCAUGCCGGAGAACAGAGCGAGGGAAGGGCAGGACAACCUUUUGGCGACAAAAGUACGCAUGCAGACCUUGCAAAAAAGUGCAGAUGACUUGCUGGCUGCGGCGGGAAGAUUGGAAGACAAUGUGCGACGAGAGACCAUCUUCUGGGAUCAGGUGUUGGCGAUAUCAGAGCGAGGUUGGAGUGUGAGUCGGAUACCUCGGACACAAGGAGUGCUGGGAGUGCAUUUUGGGUUCAAUGGGAGUGCAGGAGAAUUUGCGCGGAGAGAUCUGGCGGCUCUGUUACCUGGAGAAGACGGGGGGAUCGCAUUGGAACGAGGCGUUGGAACAAAGCCGAAGGGCAUCAAGGUGGUAGUGAAGAGGGAUGGGAGGGUCGUGGGGAGCUCAAGACUGCCGACUAUGCCGGAUGAGGAGGAGACAACACUUGAAGCCAGGAUACGACAUGCAAGAGACAGUCUGUACGAUGAAGAGCUGUUCCACGAGAUGGUUCGGGAAGCUCGAACGUUGACUUCCAUGGGAGUGGAGAUGAGGAGUUCAACAUUGAGUUUCAUGCCAGCGUCAAAUGCCUCACUGCGGAUUGAGCUGGAAUUGGUAUUGCUCGAGGACGCGAAACAACUCGAGGACAAUACUCUACACCACUCCGACGACCUCGCUCAGGCUACGCUCCUCGCGGCCCGUCUACUGCUCGGUCAAGCGCACAGGGAAAAGAUCAAGCAGAAGACAGAACCACCGCCACCCAUGAGCGACCGGAAAGACAAACCCCCAAUAUUGGCCAUCAUUCGCCCGAUACUCCUCGUCUUCACACACCACACGCUUUGUCAACGCUUAAACGCUUACGCUACCAACAUUGAGACCUUACUCGGCAAUGCGGACAUCAACGCGACCAUCGAACCAGCAAAUUUCACCUUCUCUCUUCCUAAUGACCUCUCUUCAACCACAUCCGAGUCCAUCAUCAACGCCAUCUUCCUGCGACCGCUCACAGCGACCGCUUCGAUCACUGUUCCCACACCAAGCGACGAAACCGAAGACUUCCGCCUCGACCUCAGCAUCGAGACUUUAUCGGCGAUAUCCCUCGGCUCCGCGUUCAGCAUCCGACUACCUUCUGCAUCAGCCGCAGCCGCGGUCGGAACACCGCAGGCAUUCACCCUCUCUGCAAUCGAAGACCUCUUCUCCACCGCGGACGAAAUGCUCGCGACGCAAAUGCUGGAAGUGUUGUAUCCGCACGCUGAUCCUGCAAAGGCCUGGAGCUUGAUACCAGCCGAGGGAAAACUUUGUAGAAACGUGGGAGAUGAAGAAGAUGGAGCUCAGGAAGAGGUAAGGCUGGACAUUGACGGUGAAGUGGGCGAGAUGGACUUGGUGUUCGUGGCGAGCGACGGACGGGAGACGAGAAAGGGGGGUUGGAAGGUUGACAAGGAGGAUUUAUUACGGAAUGAUAAGUCGUUAUGGGAGGUUUGGAAGGACGUCGUGGGCGUGGACGGAGGAGAAGGUGAAGAUGAACAGGAGCAAGAAGUGGAGGUGUGA